CCGUUUCAUUCUAAAGUGACACACGUCAGUACGACAAGGAAAUCGCUAACAAAAGGCCUGGAAAACAAAUAUGCCCGACCCAGUAAAGAACCUAGGCUCAGUCUGGUAGGUUUGGGCUUUUCCUUCGUUUAUCCAGUUCCUGAUUUAUUCCAAAAUUAUCCAGUCACGCGAGAACUAGCUCCGAACUAGAUUGUGAGGCGUAUAUACGUCAUCAUGGCUGCAGGACGCAUUCGAAACAGGGGCUGUGUGCCCUACUUGGAGGGGGAGGGGAUUUUCUUGAGGCCCCUCACGACCGCCAAAACGACUAAAAACUCCUGCUACGACAGUGCAAUGUCCCCUUUCCAGAGAAUGUACCGGCAUCACACCUUGGCCAGUGCUCGAAGAUUCGCCCACUUUAAAAAUUUCGAUGGUCUAAUACCAACAGAUGAUCUGGACUUCGUACUAACCUCCACCUACGAUCAUUCCUCUGAGUUUUUCCCAGAAAAACUCGAUACAUACCUCCAGCCUGAAACGCACGGUAUCAACACUUGGAGAAGGUUGAGGAAUACCAGGGACCUCACUCCAGAUAGGGAACAAUUAGCUGCAUUGGAACGUUCUGGACAGAAGGAUGAAAACGCUUCAACCAGACAAGGAAGAUCAUCGAGGAAGAAGUUCGUCACAGUGCCUUACAGAUACAAUUUCGCUCACAAAUUGCUCAUUGGUGGUGUAACAGAGAAGAAGCAUCCAAGUAGCGUCAAACUGGUGAAUUCAUCGCAUCAUUCUCCGCAAACCAAUGCCGGUUAUUCCAGACAGCCCAGAGAUGGAAACUUUUAUCAAUACUAGUCACAUCAAAAUAAAGAAAACGUACCCUAG
Molecule: messenger RNA, 852 nt
Organism: Sitophilus oryzae (rice weevil)
Lineage: Eukaryota; Metazoa; Arthropoda; Insecta; Coleoptera; Curculionidae
Exons: 4
Coding region: 214-822 (202 amino acids)
Source: RefSeq, a predicted model, not a curated record